This is a messenger RNA of Phalaenopsis equestris, 2229 nucleotides long. Its product is annotated as probable arabinosyltransferase ARAD1. NCBI's taxonomy places the organism in Eukaryota, Viridiplantae, Streptophyta, Magnoliopsida, Asparagales, Orchidaceae. Gene Ontology annotation, molecular function: glycosyltransferase activity. The transcript has 5 exons. The coding region runs from base 641 to 2098 and encodes 485 amino acids. The record is from RefSeq and is a predicted model, not a curated record.
GGCACAAACGAGCUCGAAUUAGAUUAAUCUUCCUUUUGAACGAAGUUAAAAGGAUUCGCUGUGAAUUUUCCUUCAUCCACAUCAAAAAUCUUUCGCAACUACAAAUUUCAUCCUGAAAACUUCUCUAAAAAACCAAUCUUUUUCAAUAUCUUGCUUUUAUGAUCUUUAAUUUUUUGCAAAUUUUGAUCCGAGAUCAUCCAAUAUAGUUAAGUUUCCCCACAUCCCUGGCCUGAAAAAUCUCGUCUUCCCAGUCUAAACUGCUACUCGUCGUCGUCCUCAACUUCGGCGGUGGAUCUGCAAAGCUUCCGGCGGCGACGGAAGGAGGAAACCGGGAGCUUGGCUGAGCUCAGGCGAAGCGCUAUUCAAAGAGCUAAUUCGAGCUAGCGAAGAGAGCCGGAGAAGCUGUGAGGAACAGUUUACUGCUUGGCUUGGUGCCCUUUGGCUCCUGGAUGAGAGCCGUCUUGCUCGAGGGCCUGGUAGCGCAAGCUUUGAGGUCUGUGGGAGUCCGUCAGAUUUUGCUCCUUCUUAUUGUGAUCCGAGGCGGCACAGCUCUGCAUUAUGAAAGCUGAAGGAAGUAUAUUCAGGCGAUUCAUUGACUGAAGAAGCCCGGGGCUCAAUUUACGUUUUCAUUCCAACUUCCAUGUCAGAGAGAAAGAUGCAGGCCACAAGCUCUGAGACCAGAAGGUUCCUCUUUUAUCUGGUCUCCCUGUCCAUCUUCCUUCUGACCUUUUCCUGCUUCACUCUAUGGAGAUCAAACGCUACCAAUUCCCUAAUUCCUGAAUCAGUCCUCAUGUUGAUGCUUGUUAAUAACACAUCAGUUCUUGGUAACAAUGGCGGCAGCUCCAAAACAACUUCCCAUCUUGAAUCACUUGUUGCACAUCCCCCCCUAUCAAAAAUUCGUGAAGAUUUUAAACAAAAUUUUCAAAAUGAGAAUCUUUGUGAUCCAAAUCAGGCAAAGCUGAAAGUUUUUAUGUAUGACUUACCUUCCGAGUUUCACUUUGGAUUAUUGGGUUGGAAGGGGAAGGCUGGUCAGCCAUGGCCGGACCUCAGCGACAUAAAUACUGUGCCAAACUAUCCUGGUGGGUUAAAUUUACAGCACAGUAUGGAAUACUGGUUGACCCUCGACCUUCUUGCUUCAGAUAAUCCAGGUGUGAGCAGACCUUGCACAGCAGUUAGAGUACAUGAUUCAAGCAUUUCUGAUGUGAUUUUUGUCCCAUUCUUCUCCUCUGUGAGCUACAACAGACACUCAAAGCUUUAUGGCAAAGAGAAGUUUAGCAGGGAUAAGUUCCUGCAGGAUAAACUGGUUAAGUUCCUAAGGAACCAGGAGGAAUGGAGAAGAUCAGGAGGAAGAAAUCAUUUAAUUAUGGCUCACCAUCCGAACAGCCUUUUAGAUGCUCGGAGACAAUUGGGUUCUGCAAUAUUUUUGCUGGCAGAUUUUGGAAGAUAUUCUUAUGAAAUUGCAAAUAUUAAAAAGGACAUAGUUGCACCUUACAAGCAUGUUGUUAAUUCGAUUGGGAAUGAUUCGGCUCCGUUUGAAGAUCGACCAAUAUUGGCUUACUUUCAAGGAGCCAUUAUUAGGAAGGAUGGUGGGAUGAUCAGACAAGAACUAUAUCAGCUUUUAAAGGACGAGAAAGAUGUACACUUCGCAUAUGGAACCGUCGCCGGAAAUGGCAUCAAUCGUGCCAGCAAAGGCAUGGCUUCAUCUAGAUUCUGCCUCAACAUAGCCGGAGACACUCCCUCAUCUAACCGCCUCUUCGAUGCCAUUGUUAGCCACUGUGUCCCUGUAAUCAUCAGUGAUAAGAUCGAGCUCCCCUUCGAAGACAUCUUGGAUUAUUCACAAUUCACUAUUUUCGUGCGAGCUUCGGACGCCAUUAGGGAAGGCUAUCUUCUGAAUGUGCUCAGAGGGAUCAGUAAGGAACAGUGGACGCCAAUGUGGAGAAGGUUGAAGGAAGUCGCCCAUCAUUUUGAAUACCAAUAUCCAUCCAAAGAUGGAGACGCCGUCGAAAUGAUUUGGCAAGCGGUUGCUCGAAAGUUGUCGAUGGUUCGAUUGAGUGUUCAUAAGGAGAAUCGAUUCCGUCGGUCUAGAAUCGGAGAAUAGAGGUUUGUGAUUUAAGGUAUUGAAUUCAUGUACAUGUUUAGUAUUAGUAAUCAUAGAAUCUUUCUUUUUUUUAUGUUGCGUUUUUUUCUUAUUUAAAUAAAAAAAUUGGUUACACAAUGUAUUGGUUUGAC